UAUUGAACACUCUUAAAAUCUCACAGAGAUUCGACUUGCGUCCAUUGAUUGAUCGGCUUUCUUGUUGACAGUCGCCACUGCAAUUCCAACCAGCUUUCCACUACCUUCGUGUAUGGCACAUAUGCAUUGCAUCUCACUCAUCCAGACAGAUAUCAGGUUAAGAUAGGUCCGUAUGGAUGUAUUGUCUCUGCUUAGUAGGGUCGCUUUACACAUCGGCUCUGAGACGAAGAACUGUUCCUAGAAGAAUAUCACCAAACAUGUUCACUCGGUAAGUGGACUAAUGUCUUUUAUUCGAUAUUGCAGUCCGUGGCUUGGAUAAUACUUUUAUAAGUUUAAGCGCCUCGUCGAACCUGUUCUUCGUCAGAUCGACGAUUCUGACACCGAUACUCAUUCGCCCCCAGAUAAUUGCAGCAUUGAUAUUUUUUGCCUUAUGAGAGCUGACAGAAGAUUCCUUCCAUGCCACAUCGACGAUGUAAUCUGAAGAGCAUUGGAACAGUUCAGCGAUGGACGACAACGACCCCUCGCAAAACGAAGCUAUGAUGGUGGCUCGGGCAAGGAUGUUUGCGCCACUAAUCUGGGAUAUGACGCCAGACUUUGAGAUUCAUAGUCUGAAAGAUACGCGUUAUGACGAAGCCAUCAAUCUUAUAAAAGUUCGUGGUUCUGAUAUCGUAGCAGCUGACAUUGCUUGACCUCCAGGUGAUUGGUGGCAGCUUUCGAAUAGCGAAAUCGUUAUCUCAUGGAACUCUUUUACGUACAUUGUCCAGACAUCGAUACGGGAAUAAUAAGAUUGCUCAAUGAUUCAUGCUCACAGCAUCAUUACAUCAAAGAGGAUCCAAUGUGUGCGUCGUGCGAAUUCAGCGAAGACCUUAGCUCUGUCACGAGGUUUUUGGAAAUGGCGCUUACUUGGAUAAAAGACACUUUAAGCAUAUGCGCCUUGAGCGCACGCACUGGUCGACUAGUCGGAGUUGCGGUUAUUAGGAUAAAUGCUCUGUGUGACAAGGCAGAGGUCUACAAUCGAAUGCAGGUUCUGAAAGGUGAGGCGCUUCCAAAGAUUCUACAUUUGAAGAACACCUUGAUAAAGCAAGCGGAGAUUUACAAGACAUUGAACAUCGAGGAGUACUUAAUGAUCUAUAUUUUGUCUGUUCAUCCAUCUUUUGAACGAAAAGGAGUUAGAGCGGCGCUGAUUCAGGCUACAAUUUCCGUUGGCAGGACCUUGAAGUCCCCUAUUAUUUUUGGGAUAUUCACAUCCAAGGUGGAUCAAGAAGUCGCAGAGACUCUGAAUUUCGAAACAUUUUCAAUCAUUCAGUACAGUCGAUGGAUCGUUGACGAUGAGGUUGUAUUUGAUGAUCCUGGAAUUGGCAAUUACUCGGCAGCCUUGAUGGGUUUUGUCGUGCCGAAAGAACAAAACGAAGAGAUCCCUAUAAAGUAGGAUAGCUCAAAACAAGAAAGAAUAUAAAAAACGUCGGUGACCUCUGCGAGUAGUGAAGGGGCAGUGUUA
Molecule: messenger RNA, 1498 nt
Organism: Diprion similis
Lineage: Eukaryota; Metazoa; Arthropoda; Insecta; Hymenoptera; Diprionidae
Exons: 3
Coding region: 737-1429 (230 amino acids)
Molecular function (GO): N-acetyltransferase activity
Source: RefSeq, a predicted model, not a curated record